Molecule: messenger RNA, 2125 nt
Organism: Brassica napus (rape)
Lineage: Eukaryota; Viridiplantae; Streptophyta; Magnoliopsida; Brassicales; Brassicaceae
Exons: 1
Coding region: 1344-1613 (89 amino acids)
Source: RefSeq, a predicted model, not a curated record
GUUAUUUUAUAUAAAUAGCCAAAUAUGGCUUGCGUGAGAGGUAGAUUGGGAUUUAGACUGAGACGGGGAUACAGGUAUAAGCAACAAACGUCAAAUUGGCCUUAGCUUCCUGUAAUAUGCUUUUCAGCUAAGUAAAAUAUAAUCUAAUCUAUUAAACAUGAGGAAACAUAAAAGGGCUUUUCAGAAAUGGUUAGUUGUUACACUUACCCUGUUAAUUACCUUAGAAAAACUUUGGGCUGAAAGGUACACCAAUUGAAUUAUAAACCAACUGAUCUAGACCCAAUAGUCUUUUACUCUUCUUCCUUAAAAAAAACAUUCCCUAUAUGCAGCACUAAAUCCACUCAUCAACGUAAACAUCUUAUAAAAUUCUUUGAUAUAAUUAAAUUUAUGUGAAAUUAAUAAACUAGUGAGUUAUUUAAGAGUUAUCGAGGUGGUUUAGUUUUAUCUUUAAGGAAGAGCUAAAGUACAAGACAUAAUCAUAACCGUCAUAAAACCUUAAAAUUAUAAUAAGGAUCCUAAUUCAUAUAUGUUCUCUCCAUGUCUCCUCCUCUCUAAUUUAUUUCCUCAUUAUCUGCCUUUUAAAUGUACUUUUGUUUUUGUUUAGAUCAAACUCUUGUUUUGUUCUACAAAUAAUGUUUUGAAGCUAACGUUAGCUUACUGGUCCCAAAAUAUGUUGUGCCCUAAAACUAGGUCAAAGUUUAAAUGCAGGACCACAAAAUUCUGUCUGAGUGUAAUCACUAAUUACAGCUUUAAUUAUGCAUUAAUUAUAGCGCAAAAUUAACCUAUGAUUAAUCAUACGUAAAUUGAUUCGUGUUUUUCUUUAUAUAGAUCAAAUGAAUGAAAAUAGAGAAAGAGAAGUGACAUUAUAGUUUGCAGAUUUUUUUUGUUGAACAAGACUGUUAACGUUAUAUUUUGGUGGUAACUAUGGCAUCAGUUCAACCACAUGUCAUUUUAUUUGACUUUUUAAAGUCACUGAAGGUUUAUAGCUAGCAACUAGUAAUGCUCAUGAAACCUCCAGUCUUUUAAAUACACAUCGAGACAAUUAAAUUGGAUUAAGAGCUUUGAUAGUUAAGAUGGACCCUACAUAUGUUCAAAGGAUAAACACAUCUCAAGAAAUUCUUUGGUGGUUUAAUCAUUGAAACACUCUCUUCUUCCAUGUUUUCCUCCUUGAUGAAUCAUUACAAAUUUACUUGGGACUUAUUUUAUAAGAAAAAUGAAUACCUGUCUUCAUUAAACUAUCAACAAAAUCAACGUACGAACUAUACCUUUCACCAUUCAUAUAGACAAACCUACAAGAUCCUUCUUACAACUUACAAGAUCGGUUUUUAUAAAGGAUCAUCAUCAUGAAGCUCUUCCACAAGUUUCGAAAGAUUCUCAUGAGGCUCAUCGACAUCACUCUUCCUUGCUCCUCCCGCCGACAAAGGAAAUCAGGCGAGGGAGAGAGGUUUGAGCCGCCGAAGAUAUCUUGCAGUAGUUCGUACUAUUCUUCUCACGUACACUACAAUGAAGCUAUCGCAGAUUGCAUAGAGUUCUUUAAUAAGUCUUCCGCUAUGUCUUGUGAUGCGGAUCAUGGAGGUCGUCAUGUAGAGGAUCGUGACUGUUUUUACGUUUAAUCACAUCUCAAAAGCUCACAUGUUUCUCCUUUUUUUGUUGCUAUAACAUUUGAUUCGAGGCUUUGCUUUUAUUUUGUUUUAUUUGAGUUGUUGUGAUUUUGAAACACUUAUAUUAUAUAUGGCCAUUUAUAAAUUAUCCACAUUUUUAGGACUAUAGUUUUUUAAAACUUUCUAGCAUUUUCAUAGUUUUCAACCUAUCAUACUUUGAAAAGAAAUGGAUGUAACUAUGUGAACAUUUUUUAGGAGUCUAGUUUUCUUAGAUUUUUCUAGCAUUUCCAUCUAGGUUGAAAUACUCAUAUAUAGGAGAUUGUAGCUAAGUUUCUCGAGUUUUCAAAAUUGUGAAUUCAAUCAUAAUUAGGGUGUGAUCAUACCAACACUAAUGCAUUAUUUCAGAAAAACUCUGCAAUUAAAAUGCAAGAGUAAUAUUAGAAUCAGUGAUUUCCCAGAAAAUCUUCGUGUUGCACCAUUUCUUAAACCAACGAAGAAGAAUUGCUAAUUGUUUUAGUAUACCU